Molecule: messenger RNA, 5331 nt
Organism: Leptopilina boulardi
Lineage: Eukaryota; Metazoa; Arthropoda; Insecta; Hymenoptera; Figitidae
Exons: 2
Coding region: 302-5065 (1587 amino acids)
Source: RefSeq, a predicted model, not a curated record
AAUAACGAUAGUCAAAAGUAAAAAAAAAUUGUAAUUUUUUUAUAAAAGUAUAUUCUAGUGUAGCAAAAUAAGAAAAAAAAUAAUACAUGGUAAAAUUUAAAAAAAAGUUAAUAUUAUUAUUUGAAUCGUUCCUCUUUUUUUAAAGAAGAACUUUUUCAAACUAUAAUUUACAUUUAUUUCAUAAAUAAAUUUAAAUUACAUAAAAAAAAUUUAGGGUAGAGGUAUGUGCUAAUCGGAAGUUUAUCCAAAAACUAUAUUUCAAGUUUCAGAAUCAUCAAUCGAAAUUAAACAUCAAUUUACAAUGAACAGCGCGUCAAUCUUCAUUCAACAGUCAUCAAACUUUCAGUUUCUUUCUGUUUGUCAUUACAUUAAUAUUUUUGGCAUUUAUUUCUACAACAAUGAUUUAAUUACACUUGAUGAGAGAAAUCAGACUAUUCCUGUUUUGAAUACAUUGUUUGAAUAUCUCAAUAAAUUCGACAACGAAUACGAGGUGAAACUUAAACUUCUCAAAAAAGUACUAAAAGGAAGUGAUCUCUAUGGUGGCGAAGAAAAUGAAACACUUGACAUGAAAUAUGUAAUUGAAACCUAUCAGUACAUCAUUAGCACUGCUCUAUUUUCCCAAUACGGCAACAUUAAUGGAUUUUUAGCUCAAAUAAUAAAUAAGGCAAAUAAUGUAAAUUUCUCAGCACUUAAAAAAAAUGUACAAGAAAGUCUAUCUCAAAAUAACAUAAGUAGGGACUAUUGUUCGCCAGAUGAUAACAAUUAUAAACUAACUCCACUGACAAUUAAAAAAGUUUUUGAUGAUCACAUUUGGCCAGUUUUUCCCCAACCCGAACAAGAAAUGAGCAUUAUGGAAGUGAAUUACAUAUACGCAAUGGUAGGUUUAAAAAUUGUUAGAUCUGUUUCAUCAGAUAUUACCAAUCUUACGUUUCGCGACUAUGUUCUAAUCGCACGGGAGCUUGAUUUACAGGAUUUCAAUAAUCAAACCUAUGAAAUGGUAUUAAAAUUAUUCUCAACCCCUGCUUUAUUUUUUUACGCCUAUCAUCAAAAGGACAAAUUCCAAAAAAUAGAUCAUCUUACUCAAAAUAAUGAAUUUUGGAUUGAAGCUUAUGAAUUUUUAUUUUCACACAUUAGUUCAACAAUGCUUCAAAUUGUACAAAAAGAUAUUAUUAACAGUCUACAUUAUAAACUUGAAAAUAAAAUCAGUGCUAUAAAAAGUCGGACUCUCAUUGCCAUAGAUAUUCUUAAAGCAUAUUGCGAUUAUGAGAAUUAUCAACAAGUCUCAUCAGUUGAUAUAGAAAUGUAUAAAACCCUAUACCAUUGGACACUAAAAUUAGUUCUUCCCAAACGUUGCCUAGAAUACGAUUUACCCGAAUUAGAACAACGAUAUCAGGAUCAAUUCACGAGUAUACAAAAGUUGUACCAUGCAAUUGAGAGGGAUGCAAUUAAACAAGUUAUAAUCGAUGGUAAAUUAAUGAAAAAAAUGAAUUCAAAUGCAACUGUUAUGCUCGCUGAAGUUCCGACCUAUCCACAGCGUUGUACAUACUGUUCACCUACCCCUCGAAAGGCAAACGACGGAAUAUAUCUUCUGUUUGCUAUAAAAGAAGAAAAUAAAAAAUCAUUUUACGCCCUUAAACAAGAUGAUAAUAUUCUGAGUUUACUUAAAAACAAUGAUAACGAAAAGGAAUUUGCCAAAGCAGUUGCCAAUGAUUCCUCUUUAAUAAUGGAAAUUGCAAUAUUUUCCAAGACUCUUAAACAAGAUAAUGAAGAUCACAGAGGAUUUAUUAAUAGAGUUGCGGAUAUAAAGACAACACAAUUUAUAAAUAAACUGAAAAAUUAUUAUUAUGACGAAACAAUUGGUGAGAAAUUUCUAAAUGUUUUAAAAUGUCUUAUUCCAUUUUAUAGUUGCAUUGAAGAUGUCAAAGCAGGAAACAUAGUUGAAUCCGCAUUUAGCUGUACCUUAGAUGUUCUCAGUCUGUUACCAAUAGCAAAUUUGGUAACAAAAUAUGCAAUGAAACUAAGCAGUAGCUUUUCAAUACAAUUUGGUAAAAUGCACUUAAUCACUAAUACUCUUGCAAGAGCAGGGAAUAUUCAUAAAUUUUCAAAACUAACAAUGUUGAACCAAAUUUCACAAACAGCUAUUCGAACAAUCGGAAGAGAAAUUAUCACUAAAAGCUUCUUCAAAGAUUUAGCUGUAGCCUCUCUUCAAACAUUGGAUCCUGGAUUUGAAAUAUUUUAUCAUGUAGGCCGAUUUGGUUCUCAAGUACUUGGCAAACUAUUUCAAAAUAUGAUUUCAAGUUUUAAAAGCAUUCCCUCACUUAAAAACAGUAUUUUGUUAUUAAAAUCUUUAUUAAAGAGUGUAAAACAAAAUAUGAAUUUACCAACAUAUCGGACAGGAUUAGUCCCAAUGGUUUUAGCUGAAUUGAAUGAUUAUAACGUUGUUAAAUACUUUUAUCCUGGUGGGUCGAAUUUUUUUGGACCUACAUGUGUAGAAUCAUUAGGAAUAAUUGCCGAAUUAAGAAGCAUCGAGGAAUAUCCAUUUCAAAUUCCAGUUAUACAAGUCAAUUCACCUGGAGAGAUUUCCUACAAACAAUACAUUCCAAAAAAUGGUAAAAUCAUUAACACUAAACUCCAAAAAAAUAACAACGAUAUUCUUCAUCGAGUUGGGUAUCUGUUAUACGAAAUGGCAACUGAAGGAUAUAAUAUAAAUAGAAUUCAUAAUUAUCAUGUGUAUCAUAAUACAAGAAAUCAAAUUCCUGCUAAUGAAAAUCCGUCUGCAAACGUAAAUCCACCUGCAGAAAGGCCACCUACAUUUUGGGAAUUACUUCAAUUUCCCGUGAAUGCAAGACAAAAUAUAGUGCAACAACCUAAUUUACAACAAUUUCCUAAUCCUCAAUUUCAAUCUGGAAACACAGCAAAUUAUAAUUAUCCUAAUACACCCAACUCUGAAUUUCAAGUUACUUUAAGAGGUAACGUAGAAACUCAUAAUUUUCCUCAAAUUACGAACGUCGAAUUUGUCACUACAUUAAGGGGAAAUAUAGCAGGUCCCAAUUUUCCUCUGUCCAUGAAUUUCGAACUCCCAUCUACAUCAAAAGGAAUAGUAAAACCCGAAUACAAUUCUCCACAAUCCAUUAAUAAUAAUCCAUUACAGUCUAUGUCUUUAAAAAAUCAUUUAAACACUGGAGAGAAAGCACCUUCAAUCAUAAAAUUUCUUCAUGCUAAUACUGAUUUUUCUAAGUCAUUUAAUCCAGAAAUUUCAGGGACCUCAAUAAAUGAAAACCUUCCACUAGAAGCAGAUUCAAAUAUUCCGCAGAAGAUCAGAAGAAUAGAAGAUUUAGAAACUUUUCCCGAAUAUCGUCACAAAAAAUUUGAUAAAAAUAUCCCAGAAGGAUUGACAAGAAAAGAUUUAAUAUUAAAAGAUUCAGAAACCUCUGUACAAGAUAAUAUACAAAAAAAUAAUGUUAUUGGGAGAUUACAACAAUUUGUAGAACAUUCAAAUCCAUUACCUAAUGAAAAUAUCAUAAAAGGUCCAAGAAUUUAUAGAAAAAUUAUAGGAGUUUCAAUGUAUUCAAAAUAUGUAGAAAUUUUAAUAAAGUUGAAAAAUAAUGGUUUGUCCUAUGUGAAGAAAGUUACAGCAAAAGUAAAUUUCUUACGUACUGUUUUAAAUAAAUUAGCCCUCAUUCAAUUGAAUGAAAAUUUUCCUCUACAAAUACCAAAAAAAUUAUGGUAUACUGAAAUUGUAAAAGGACAAAGGAAAAUUGAUUUUUUGAGAAAUUUGAAAGGACACACAUUUUUCUUUAAUGAUAUUACUCUGUUAAGAAAUAAACCACCAGGUGUGUUAGUACCUAUUGAUCAAUUUUCUUUCUCAGUAGAAGUACGAUAUCACAUAACUAUUAAUUCUCCAUAUGGAUUUGUAGAUUUAUCUAAUUUUCAUUUUGCAUUUCAAGAUGAUUAUAUCACAUUCAAUGACGUGUUUUUUACAGUAACGGACACAUUUUUUACUGAACAUAAUAAAAUUUUAAACAUUGAGUUGAAGUAUAAAGAUGUAUCGAUUGAUGACUGGCGGAAGUUAAGAGAGCAAGAUAUUAAAAAUUUGUUUCAGGAAGAUAAAAUUGUAGAAUCUCCUAGAAUGCAAAGUAUUAAUAGAGCUGCAAAUUUUAUGACAGAAAAUGCACCUUUGUGCACUUUUAAAUUAACAAAGAAUUUUUUUUCAAAUUACAUUUUAAAUCCAUUUCAAGUUACUGGAAGUCGUGUUCCAACUUACGCUAUGUUUGCCGAGCAAAUGAAAAAUAUGAAAAUUGUAAAUUCUUUUGAAAAUUGGAAAAUAGACUACCAUCGUUACACUUAUGAUGUGUUAUAUGAUUAUAUUAUAGAUGAAACUGUUGGUUUGUCUGAAGCACAACGAAAAAUUAAUUAUUUAUAUGAUUCUGUUUAUUUUCAAAAUGUAGAAGAGGUAUUUGAUAAUUAUAAAAGAAAGAGAAAUAUUGAAAUGCAUAUUCGAUUUGAGGAUUAUUAUGCAUUAUAUUCUUACAUAAAGAAAACCCUCGUCAUGAAUAAAGAUGGAAUGAAUCGAUUUGAAGCUGCAAUAAAUCGAGUUGCACUUAGACAAUGUAAUAAUCUUGUAAGACCAAUUAAACUCUUUAGUAGUGGAAUUUUUAAUAGAGAAAUGACAGGAAAAAUUUUUGAUUCACUACAAAAGAAAACAAUUAUUUCAUUUAAUCAAUUAAUGAAGUUUUCUGUAAGUCGAACUACGGAAGAGGCAAAAUUUCUUAAUCAAGCAAAAACUUUUCCUGAAACUCGAUUUUUAAUGGAACUUUCUUUAAAGAAUCAGGCAGGCGUUGCUGACUUUGAUCGUAUUUUAAAUGAUGAAAAUUUAUCAUAUGUAAUUACUUCAAAAUUUGAAUUCUUAGUUGAAGAUAUUCGUUUUAAAAAAAUUCACAAUAAAGAAGUGAUGAUUCUGAAAAUGAAGGAUUAUGAUAGUCCAACAGAAACAAGAAUGCUGCAAAUGUCAAAAAGGCUUCAUGAACUAUUUUCAACAGAGACAAAGUUUUAUUCAAAUCUUUAAAUUUUUGGAAAAAAAAUUUAUUUUAUAUUAUUGUUAUACGGAAAAGAAUUAGAAGAUACGAAAGUGUGUGCAACAUUGCGAGACAGGUUAAGGAGAUUCUAUUGUAAAGAGAAUUAAUAUCAAGAUUUUAAUAAAAUUUGGUGUACUUGUAUAGAUAAAGCUUAUACAGAGAAAUAUAGUUAAAUUUUGGAGAUCUGUAGGUACUUGUGAAAAAGUUACGAUCGAUUUAGUUUUUAAACAUUUAAACAUUGGUACUUACGGGCAUU